Messenger RNA from Acanthopagrus latus (yellowfin seabream), 5825 nucleotides. It is a transcript of the gene fam89a, whose product is annotated as family with sequence similarity 89 member A. NCBI's taxonomy places the organism in Eukaryota, Metazoa, Chordata, Actinopteri, Spariformes, Sparidae. The transcript is spliced from 2 exons. Bases 155 to 691 code for a protein of 178 amino acids. The record is from RefSeq and is a predicted model, not a curated record.
GGGGCAGAGAGAAGCACGGCUGACUGUUGCUCGGUGUGUUUGCUGUGGGAGAGAGGACUGUUUAUUCUCAGCGGUUUAGUCGGUAUCCAGCCAGCCAACGGUCCGCUCCGGAGUUAAGAUACCAGCGCUGCUCGGCUCAGAAACUCGCGGGACGAUGAAUGGUAAGUCGACGAACGGCUCGCUGGGAGGAAUGGCCUGUAUCGAGGGGCUGCCCCCGCUGCCGAAGAGCCUGAGCGGCUUGCUGAACUCGAGCGGCGGCUCCUGGAGAGAAAUGGAGAGGAUGUACGUGAAGAAAACCAUGAUUCAGGACGACCUGAGCCGAGGCAGGAACAACGCCGACAACCUGCUGGCCAACAAGCCGGCCAACCUGGACGCCGCUCUGGCUCUCCUUCGGAAAGAGAUGGUGGGUUUGCGUCAGCAGGACAUGUCCCUGCUGUGCCAGCUGUGGUCGCUCCACGAGUCCAUCCAGGAGUACAAGGGCAGCUGCCAGGACCUGAGCGCCGCCUCCAGCCUCAGCAUGAUGGAGAACGGCUACUUCGACGAGGACGACGAGUAUUACCCGGAGCCUGGCGCCACUCCCACCGGGGAGCAGCCAGACGGAGAGGUCGGAGACGGGACGGCGUCGAUGGCUGCGGCCAAGAACGGGAGCGGCAAAGACGACAGCUGGGACUCCUUUCACGUCACCAUCUGAGGGCCCGCUCUCAGCUCUCUGCAGAUGGAUAUGUAUUUUUCGGGGGUGAAAGACUCGUGUUAAGCUGGAGGGAAACCUUUUCGCCUCAGAGGAAGAAGUGGUUGGGUAGAGACAGCAGUUGAUUGGUAUCUCACUACCAUAAUAGACUACACAAAUAAAAUUCCAGCUUGUCUUCGACUCCUCCUCAGGUGAAACACAUCCCUGCUUGUGCUGCAGAAGGUUUUUUUUUCUGUUAGUUUUUUUGCAGCGUGACCAGGAGCUUCAGUCCGCGGAGCCGAGAGGCCCGGUGUUCUGACAACACCUGCUCAAACUCAGGAGUUGAGAUGGAUUGUAUUCCAAGACUCCGUAUACUCAGAAUUAGGCAAUAUCUAUGAUUUCUUUUUUUAUCAACGGCUCUGCUGCUGCUUCUAUAUCAAGUGGGUUUUGCUAGCCAGUCUCCCUUUUUGGCAGAACAUUUUUUUUACAUAUACAAAAUAUAUGAACAAAGUUGUAUUAUUUAUUAUCUAAUAUAAAUAACAAGAAAUUUCCUGUUACUCUCUACGGAUGUUUUGUAUUGCAAAUACCCAGGUACACGGGUACAGCAUUUACAGGUCGGGUCACGGAGGAUGGGACUUCUGAACUCUGCAGUCGGUGUUGGCGUAAAGACAGGAGCGACUGUCAGUGUGUGUGUGUGUGUGUGUGUGUGUGUGUGUGUGUGUGUGUUACUUCAAAGUGGUGGCAUCAUCUGGACAGAAGCUGUCAGACCUCAAGAAUGGAGAAAGCGGUGACGUCCUCAAACCUGUUCAGAGUAAAAAAAAAAAAAACACUCAAGAACGGAUUGAGGUUUUGUACAGGAGUGAGGGCUCCACUUUCUUGCCUUUUUUUUUCGGACGGAGCUCAUGUUUGCUCUGAAAAUGUGAAAUGUUCAAAAUGCUGGAAACGGUUUGCGAGCCGAGCGCGCUUCCCUCAGAGCUGUCGACGCGUCACUUGCAGCUUUGAUGCGUCGCUGUUUUCCGACUGGGCGGCGCGAAAGGCCCAGAUGGUUUCGAUCCAGCUGAUGAUGCAUUAUACUCUGCUGUCACCGUACAUCAACUUGGGUCUUCUUUUCAUAGUCACGGCCAUCGUUCCUAUCACUAAUAAUGAUGAGAAGCCAUGAAAAUAAGGCUCAAGUUGCAACUAACAACAGCUACCUUUCAGUAUAACAAGGUAGCGAGCGCUUAGUAGCCAGCGUCGACUGAGAAGAAUCAGGACGAAACGACGUACUCAGCUAUUUUCCUUAUAACCAGCUUCGACUCUUUUCUUCUCGAUAUACUCGAAUUAAAUAAAAGUUGCCAAGAAUUAGGAAACUGUGAUUGGCUGUGAUCAAAACUUUGCACUUUGCUAGUUGGAACGCCUCUUCAUCACAGUGACGGUGAUGGAGACAUGAAAGAACGUAAAUGAUGUGUAGCUCUCUCUGUGUGACAGGUUUGUUUCUGCGGUCACUGCGGCCUUCACAUGUGGCUCGCAGCACAAACACAAAGCUGUAAACACGGUAGCAACUAUCAGAUGAAAACAGGGUACUUUUAUAAUGCUUUGUAUCCUACUUACACUUAUCCUAACAAAAUAUCCUCUGCUGCAUCAGACCUGGAGUUACACUAUACACCCACUCGAGACCAGGCUGAACAUUAUUUAAGACGUAAUGAAUAUAACUGCGAACCUUCCAGUGGCUGUUUCACUCUCUGAGCCUCACCUUGGGAGUUUUCCUUUUACUAGACAAUGCUGGUCACUAACAAGAUUGUAACCGCGAGUGUUUUUAAAUUCGAGAUAACUUGCUUAUUAUUGUACACCUGUGAUCGUUGUAGGAAAACGAACUCGCUCUCUCCGUUUUGAAGAGUGUUUUCAACACUUCAGACGUCGGCCUUAUCUCAGACUCUACGUAUGUUUCUCGCCGCCAUCCUUCAAACGGGCGAAGACGUUUGGAUGUGCAGACAUUGUCACUUCUGCUACACAUAUGAAUGAUCUGUGCAGUCUUCCUUUGCGGGACGGUUAAAACCGAAAUCAAAAAUGCAUUUUUCCUUCCUCUUACUUGUGUUAUUUUUCCAUCUCGGUGGAGGAUUUGGCGAUAUCAACCCUAGAGAUGUCUGUAGUCUCUCAGAUAUAAAGCAUGACAACCCUGUCCAAGGUUAAGAGGAAAAUAAUGUUGUUUUGGUUUUGGGGUGAACUGUCCCUUUUUAUACUCUAAACCCAACAGCGAAGCUCUCGGCUGAACCUGUAGCACGCUUCAUACACAGCAGCUGUUCUGUCACUCGGACUACAAAAUGACUUUUCCUCUGUCAACACCAGCCGCCGCUCUGAGACGCCGUGGCGAGUUUCCGUAGCGCGUCGAUGUCGCGUCUGUACAGAUCGCGUGACGCCACCCGUCCGUAGACUGGUCCACUAUUUGUGUGCUCUGUAGAACACAAACCAAAGAAAAGUACAACACUCAACACGAAAUGUAGUCGGUCAAAGGUGCUGAAAACACGCUUUUCUACUAAACUGAUCUUGAAUGGUUCCAUUGUAUUUCUAAAGGUACAGAACAAAAAAAUAAUGACGCCUGAUGUCUUGAAGAAUGUCUUUACGAGUCAUUUUGAAGCUGAUGUUGUCUGUGUCCUUCAGGAGAAACACUAAUGUCUUCAACUGAACAAUGAAAUGUUUCUUGUUUUUCUAUUUUCCUGUCACAAAUUUCUGUAAAAAAAAAAAAAAAAAAUUCACUGACUGGCGAGUGAAAGUCUCAGUUGCUUCAUGUGUAAAACACGCCUGCGUCGGCACGGCAACUGUGUGGAGAGCACAACCCAUCACAGGAAAUGUGCUUAUUGGCUUUCUAAGCCUUAGCUUGGCCUAAAGACAGCUGGUUACGAUAUGAUUCAUAUAUAAGCUUUAAAUUCAACAUAUCGUGGUUUUGCAGAAACGGAAUGUUUUCUUGGUGACCUGUCUGAGGAAACGGCGAUCGACGCCUCUAAAACGCACCAAUCAGACAUUAGAUUUCUCUCAUUUAAUCCUCACAAAAACAAAGUUGAAAAAGGACACAAGGCUUCACAGUUCAGGGCGAGAAGGAGGCAGAUAAGCACAUUUCGAAAAUAUUCCUUUACGUACCCUAUCGAAGCAAUUCCGGUAGAAAUUCAAUUACAUUUUUGACUGUAUGAGGUUUUAAUCCUCUCUUAACUCUUAACACACUACCUGCUCACUUUAACAUUUUGAAAACCCGCCUGUUAACGAUGCAAGUUUCCAACCAGAAACCUGAGAGGACUCUUCCACAGAACACGGUGGUACUGAGUCCAUCAUCUGAUGCUCGCUCUCUGUAUUUAUCACAAAUCUUUCUGCAGUUUAUCGCUAAUCUGAAGCAUUUGAUCAAACCAUGUAACUGAUUCGGUAAAAGGUUUGACCCCGGAUGUUUGAUGAUUUUUUUUUAUUGGAUGUCAACACAAUUAGUGCCUUUGAGGACCUCAAAGGUUCCAGACCUGAGGUUUGCUGUUCAAGACGUCGACGAGAAUAAACCAGAAACGGUUACGUAUCAUUUGACCCGCUCGACGUGAACUGGGUUCUUAAAGCUGCUCCGUGCAGAAUCUGAAACCUGAUGACUCUUGCAACCUCCUUAAUCCCCUAAUGGCAGAGUAUUACAUCACUACAAAUCCUGAAAAUCCCAGAAAGAGCAGCUUAGAAGGUGCGCUAUGAGAUUCAGACGUUUUACGCCGAGCGCAGACUUUUUUAGCUUUCUUUUUUUUUUUUUUUUUUUACUCCUCCGUCAGAGGCUCCUUUUUCGCUUUAUGGACAAGGACGCAGCUGUCGGGAGUGGCGUGUUUUUGAUGCUUCCUGCCUCUGAAAUUUGAGUUGCUUCACACACUGAGAGGCUGCUCUCUUUCCCUCCUCACUCGGACGGCAACAUAGACACGAAGCGACUUUCAUUUUUGCUCCUCCAAAAUGAAUUUGAACCUUCUGCUCGCAACGGCCUUAAAAUCAGCCGCGCCAUCAGCAAAGUAAAAGGCGCGCUCCUCGCGAACAUUUCAGGUGUCGGGCCGUGAUUUUUGCACUCGUUUUGCGGUUGUUCUGUGUUGAAUCAUGCAAAAAAAAAAAUCACGUGAUUACUGGAUGUGUUACGUGGUGACGUCACCUCAGGGUAAACUUUCGGCUCCUGACCCUGGGUGGAUGGAAAAAAAAUUAAUCUUUCUGAACACAAUUGUAUUGUGACUCUCUGUUAUUAGGUGUUUUUUUCCCCAGUGUGAUGUACCAACAUGCUUACAGCGGCGACAGUCGACUUAUUUCACUUUAAAUGUCAUGUUUUUGGACUCUCACAACAAGGGCUUCUCUCUGAAGCCGACUUUGAACAAUCACGUGCUCAAAAUCACUUUGUUAGGAGAGGCAGAGCCAUGCGGCCUCCGAACACCAGGAUGCGAUGCAAGAAUGCAAACCACGAGGACGUCAUGUGUUUCGACUCAAGUCGCGGUUAUUACUGUAAUCACAGUCACGCCUCAGCGUCCACUUCACACUGCUGCUUCAGCGGGUCGUCAAAAAGGCACAUGAAACAGGAAGCAUGUGAAGGAGGGUGCACCGAAAAAGGCAAAUUCAUUUUAAUCAGAGGUUGAUUUGUGUUGAUCUGAUCGUCGAUUGGCCAUGUUUCAUCCACUUUGAAACUUCCUGCUGCUCACCUUUGCUUGCGAAAUGCCUAAAAACACGUGCAAAUUCGCGUUUUCUCGCCAAAAACUCUAAAUGACUCUUCUCUAGCCCGACCUGUGUGCAGGCCUGGCUCUCAUCAGAUGAAUGUGAGCGCGUGAAUCAGCAGAGGAAAACACGAGGGAGCCUUGGAGGCAUUAAAUUCCAACAGAUUAUUAUCGUCGACAUACUUAAUAUUCAGAUCAGCAUCCACCAGCUGUCGAAUUUGUUUGAAUCUGUCGUCGGGGGAGUUGAUGAGAGACCGGAAUGGUGAAAUGUUUGACUUCAUAUCCAUACUGUAUAUCAUUCAUGCUAAUCGUUCAUUAAAUCAUUAUAGUGGAAACAAGUAAGUUGUUGAGAAAACAUGAAGCCUGUGUUGUGACCAUCCAUCAUUAAUGAAUGACCAUACUACUGUUUCUUUGGAUGAUUAGUCUCAACCCUAUCAUAGUAAUUAUACUGAGACCAGUUUAAUAAAGUGAUUCCAUACUUA